Molecule: messenger RNA, 1560 nt
Organism: Effrenium voratum
Lineage: Eukaryota; Dinophyceae; Suessiales; Symbiodiniaceae
Source: the annotation of a GenBank genome assembly
AUGCCGAGCGACGAGCUGCCGGACCCGGACAGAUUAUACGGCGGGGCUCUCACGCCACGAGUCACCUUCCUGCUGUUCCAGAUGAAGCAUGAUGAAGCAAUGAUAGAGCAGCGGGCAGGCUUGGACCCCCUGCGGCUGCGCAUGCCCUCGCUGGGACGGAGCUGUGACUAUCAGAGCCUCGAGCCCCCGGCGCUGCGCCAGAUGCUGAAGCCGGGGUUCCCGGAGUUCCGCUGGUUGGGCAGCCGGCGCGGCAUCCUGGUGGGCCGCCUGCACCACGCGGAGCCGGCACCCAGCGGUGGUUUCGGGGCAGUGGCAGGAUGCAACGAAACCUGCCCAGCCCUUGGGCCGCCCGAGCAACUGGAGCCCGGUCACAGCCCGGCCUUGCGGGAGGGAGAUGUGCUCCUGAACUUCAACGGUCAAGCGCCUACGGGGAAUCUCCGGUCGGUGCACUUGAACCAGGGGGUUGGAGCCGCUGCUGUUAAAUGGAAGCGAGGCCACGAGCUCGACGAGAUGGGCUUCUGCAGCCUCUUCGGCCGGAGCCGAAGCAGCGGUCGAGGCGUCGCCUGCACUUCGGCGCUGCACGCGACCUUUGCGGGCAUCCCCGGCCGCGUGGGGGCGGAGGUGCAGAUGACGGUGUGGCGAGAUGGCCGGGAGCAGGAACUCCAGCAGGCCCUUGGGGCGGCGCAGUACCUGGUGCCAAGGGGCCAGUACGACGUGCGCCCGCGCUUCUUCGCGGUGGGCGGCUUGGUGUUCCAAGUCCUCAGCCCGGAGCCCAGGGUGUCGGUUGCGCUUGGUGUAGUUAUGAAGCCGCGGAACCGACGCCAUGUCCUGCUUCCCUUGGUCUUGGCGUCUGGCUUGGCCUUCUUAGGGCCGCCUCCGGUCGGCAAACCAAGCGGCCGGGUGGCCAGCCAAGCGCCAGAGGCGCUGGCUGUUGCCUCCGCACCCGUGUGGUUCGCCUCGCCGGCGUGUGCUGCAGAUUCCCUGGAGUCGGCCGGGGCGGCGUACGGCCACUACUUGUCGCUGAUCGUGGCUGCAGGAUGCUUGGUCGCGCACCGGCUGAAGAUCAAGCCAGGCAUGUCGAAGGAGGAGGAAGAGGAGCUGCGCACCGUGGACGCGGUCUAUGUCGCCUCAUCGGUGCUCUUCAUCUUCACGGGGCUCUGGCGCAUCAGCUACGACAAGGGCUGGGACUUCUACCAGCACGAGCCCAUCUUCUGGGUGAAGCUGCUUCUGGCGGGCGUCUAUUUUUCGACCUCCACCUUCGUCACCGCCUCGCUGCUGAAGCGGAUCUCCAAGCCGGAGCUGCAGUCCGCUCCCAUCGGUGAGAAGCUUGUGACGCGCAUGACCCAGGUGAUCAACGCGCAGCUCCUGGCGCUGGGAAGCAUCCCCUUGGCGGCGACGCUGAUGGCCCGCGGCGUGGGCUACUUGGAGUGGCUUCCCUGGCAGCCGGGCGCGGCAGUGACGCUGCUGGCGACUGCGGGGCUGAGCGCCAGGUACAUCAAGGAAGCGCUCGACUUCGACGAAACGGCGGAGUGAGCCUGCCGUUUGCUGAGAUGAUUGUUG